This is a messenger RNA of Nicotiana tabacum (common tobacco), 1798 nucleotides long. RefSeq names its product CBL-interacting serine/threonine-protein kinase 7-like. The record is from RefSeq and is a predicted model, not a curated record. Lineage: Eukaryota; Viridiplantae; Streptophyta; Magnoliopsida; Solanales; Solanaceae. Gene Ontology annotation, molecular function: ATP binding; protein serine/threonine kinase activity. Gene Ontology annotation, biological process: signal transduction; protein phosphorylation.
UCCUAUAAAACCAACGCAAAUACCUCCUCCUCUGCCACCCCAACUUUUCUCUUUCUCCUCCAACCACGCGCCGCCGCAGGCAUGGACGUAAAAUGCACCCAACCACCCUCCUCCGCCUUGAAACUCCGAAGAACAACCAGUGCCGACGGUAGUGGAACCGGAACCAUCAUUCUCGGCAAGUAUCAACUUGGCCGUCUUUUAGGCCGUGGUAGCUUCGCUAAAGUCUACGACGGCCGCUGUUUAAACAAUAAUACUAACAUCGCCAUAAAAGUUAUUGACAAAACCUCUAUCUCGGAUCCUUCAAUGGAGCCUCGGAUCAUUCGCGAAGUCUCCGUUAUGACACGUGUCAAUGAUCAUCCCAACAUCAUCAAACUCGACGAAGUGUUGGCGACGAAAACCAAAAUCUACUUAAUCAUGGAGAUCGCCACGGGUGGCGAUCUCUACGCUAAGCUGAACCGUCGCGGUCGGUUCUCUGACUCGACAGCGCGGUUUUAUUUUCACCAGUUGGUCUCAGCCCUCCACUUUUGCCAUCAAAAUGGGGUGACUCACCGCGACAUCAAGCUUCAAAACCUUCUCCUCGACCAGAACAACAACCUCAAAAUCUCUGAUUUUGGGCUCUCCGCCUUACCUGAACAACUAAACAACGGUCUCCUUCAUACUGCUUGUGGAACUCCAGCUUAUACUGCACCAGAGGUAGCUUAUAGAAAAGGAUACGAUGGCGCAAAGGCGGAUUCGUGGUCUUGUGGAGUUAUAUUAUUUGCAUUUCUUUCUGGGUUCCUUCCAUUUGAUGAUAGCAAUAUAUCAAGCAUGUACCAUGCAAUACACCGUCGCCUAUUUAAGUUUCCUGAUUGGGUUUCAAAACCAGCUCGGAAUAUAAUAAAGCGACUACUUGAUCCUAACCCGAGUACCAGGUUAAGCAUUGAGGAAUUAAUGAAUCUUUCGUGGUUCAAGAAAUCCGGGCUGAAACAAGGAGAAUCUAAUCGUCAGCAGAAAUUCGAUGAAUGUGUGUAUGAAAAAGAGUGUAAAAACUUGGGCAGGAUAAAUGCGUUUGAUAUAAUAUCAAUGUCAUCUGGGUUGGAUUUAUCUGGGUUAUUUGAAAUUGGAAUGAGUAAGAAAGAGAUGAGGUUUACGACAAGAGCGAAAAUUGGGGAAGUUGAAGAGAAAGUGAUGAAAAUUGGAAAAGAAGGAGGGUAUAAAGUGGAAAGAGGGAAAGGUAGGGGAAUUGGAUUGGUUAAAGGCAGAGUUGUUUUAAUGGUGGAAAUUUUGGAGGUGGCAAUGGAGCUGUUGUUGGUGGAGAUUAAGGUUGUUAAUGGUGGAUUGGAAUUUGAGGAUUUUCAAUGGGAGGAAUUGAAAGGUGGGUUGAAGGAUAUAGUAGUUUCAUGGUACACUAAUGGAUCUUGAAAGAAAUUAUUUUUCUGCGUUAUACAUCUAAUAUUCGAAAUUGACUAGCUCGAUUAAUCUAAAUUAACAUCCCAUAGAGAUAGUAUAGGGUUCACUUGACGAGAAAGCGAUCCAUAUCAGGAAUUUCUUCAUUCUUUGAGUUCGACCCUGUUUGAAGAUGGUUGUUGGAUGAAUUUUACUGAUUACACGGCGGAGAUUUAAUUCCGUUGCGGCGGAUGCCGGCGGCGGAGUUGUACAUUGGUAGCUAUCUCUAGUACUUUUAAAUGUAUAGGCACAUUGCUAGUAAUAGGAACUUUGUUCUGCUUGGGAGUUAAAAAUAUUCAUUUUAGUCUUUGAAUAUGAUUUUGUAAAUGAAAACUUCUCUUCUUGAAUUUUAGUUGCACAAUGUUUUUCACUA